AUCAAACUUCAUAUGGAGAAAAGUUAGCAGAAAGAGUAAACGAGCGUUGAUUUGGCGCUGACGAAAUUUACAGUCAGAGUAGUAAUCGGUUGUAGUGAAAAAAUGGAGUCGAGGAAAGUGACGAAGACGCUGGAAGAUCAAUGGGUGGUGGAGCGUCGAGUCCGAGAGAUAUACGAUUAUUUCUACAGCAUUUCCCCCAAUUCCCUGUCCGACCUCAUAGAGCUGGAACGUGACAAACACUUCGAUUAUCUUAGCCAAGGUCUCAGAAAACUUGGUCCGUCGUUUUCCGUUUUGGAUGCCAGUCGACCAUGGCUUUGCUACUGGAUACUUCAUUCAAUUGCUUUGUUGGGAGAAUCUAUUGGUGCCAAACUGGAAAAUGAUGCGACUGACUUUCUGACCCGUUGCCAGGAUAAAGAUGGUGGCUAUGGAGGUGGACCUGGUCAGAUGCCUCAUCUUGCAACUACUUAUGCUGCAGUCAAUUCACUCAUAACUUUGGGCAAACCUGAAGCUCUGUCAUCAAUUAAUAGAGAAAAAUUGUACACAUUUUUGCUGCGAAUGAAAGACGCAAGUGGUGGAUUCAGGAUGCAUGAUGGUGGAGAAGUAGAUGUUCGUGCCUGUUAUACUGCCAUUUCUGUUGCAAAUAUAUUAAACAUUGUGGAUGACGAGCUGAUUCAUGGUGUUGGAAAUUACAUCCUAAGUUGUCAAACUUAUGAAGGUGGAAUUGCUGGCGAACCAGGUUCUGAAGCUCAUGGUGGGUAUACUUUCUGUGGGUUGGCUGCAAUGAUUCUGAUCAACGAAGUGAAUCGAUUGGACUUGCUAGGUUUAAUUGAUUGGGUGGUAUUUAGACAAGGAGUCGAAGGUGGAUUUCAAGGCAGGACAAAUAAAUUAGUCGAUGGCUGCUAUUCCUUUUGGCAGGGUGCGGUAGUCUUUCUUAUACAAAGACUAAAUUUGGUAGUCCAUGAACAACUAGGGCUGUCAAAUGAUCUCAGUACAGAAAGUGCUGAUGAUUCUUCAGAGUCGGAGUUAUCUGAUGAAGAAGAGCAUUUGGAAGGGACAUCCUCCCAUGUUCAGGAGACUUUCCCUCUUGGACAAGAAGGUGCAGGACAAGAUAAUGCUUCUGAUAGCCCAAAGAUAGCAGAUACUGGACAUGAGUUUAUCAACCGGCCCAUAGCUAUGCGGCCUCUCUUUGACAGCAUGUAUCUGCAACAAUAUGUUCUUCUUUGCUCCCAGAUUGAAGUAGGUGGUUUCAGAGACAAACCUGGGAAGGGUAGAGACUACUACCAUACGUGUUACUGUUUAAGUGGUCUUUCAAUUGCUCAGUAUAGCUGGACCGACGAAGCUGAUUCUCCACCAUUACCCAGGGAUGUAUUUGGUCCUUAUUCCAAAUGUCUGUUGGAACAGGUUCACCCACUCUUCAACGUAGAGUUGGAUCGGUAUUAUGAAGCUCGCAAAUACUUCUCAGGCUUGUGAGAAUGUUUCACUACUUUCAUUAGCACCAACUUUUCAGAAACGUAGGUGCAUCCAGAACUUAAAAGAGUCACUGGGUUCUUGUAAUCGUUUAUAUGUACAAUAUCUAUACGUAAUACAAGUUGAGAGUAACGGGUGCCUUCUGAACCUGCUGAACUAGCUCUAAAUCCGUCUCUGUUUAGUUAGGUCUGUAAACAUCAAUGUGAAAUUGCGAGAUAUGCAUGUAAAAGUGGCUAUGAUUUACGAAUCUGGAUACUGGUGAUUAGUGAUCAGAAAUUUCAUUUUGGUGAAAACAAUUUGUUAUCA
Messenger RNA from Solanum tuberosum (potato), 1773 nucleotides. Its product is annotated as protein farnesyltransferase subunit beta. NCBI's taxonomy places the organism in Eukaryota, Viridiplantae, Streptophyta, Magnoliopsida, Solanales, Solanaceae. The transcript is spliced from 14 exons. Gene Ontology annotation, biological process: protein farnesylation. The record is from RefSeq and is a predicted model, not a curated record. Bases 103 to 1470 code for a protein of 455 amino acids. Gene Ontology annotation, molecular function: protein farnesyltransferase activity. Gene Ontology annotation, cellular component: protein farnesyltransferase complex.